CGUCCAGUUGCAAAUCCGGGUACAACAAGCACUCCCGCUCUCCAAAGAAACCGGAAGAUCCCUCAUCCAGCGGCAUUUUGAAAUUCCCCCACCGCAGAAAAUAUUCUCUGCGAGGAAGAGGAAGAGGAGGAGGAGGGGAGGCAAAACGCUUCAAGGGAGCCGCUUGCACCCUAAGCCCCGAUCGGGGGAGAGAAGGAGGGAGGGAAAGAAGCAAGGCGGGCUCGAACAACUUCCUACUCGGCUGCCAGCAUCAAACGCUGAAAACCAACCCUUUAACUGCCGCCAACGUGGAGCUGAAUUUCUGUCCUCUGGAAACGGCAGCGUGGAGGAAGCGAUGAAUGGUCAGAAAGGGGCGGUGGCUGACUCUUUGCCCUCCCCAGGCGGUUGCCGUGCCGGGGUUUCUGCCUGUUAGUUCGCGUCUCGUCCCUGACUUCUUCCCAGCGGCCGCGGGGGUGGAAAAGAAAAGGCUGCGGAGGGCUCCUCGGAGAAGGGAGCGAGGCGUGAGCAGCGCGGUUCCUCCGCUUCCCUCCUCCGGGGCUGUCUUUCUUUCUUUCUUUCUUUCUUUUUUUUUGGCGGGCGGGUUAGGAGACUUUCUGCCAUGACUACAUAGAGCGGCGCUGAGUGAGAGCGCGCAUUCCCGAGCUGCCGCCGCCACCGCCACCAGGCACCAUGAGGGGACAGGCGCAGGUUUUUUUCCUGGUUCUGCUGUGCCUCGGCAAGGUAAAACUCACUGCUGCAUGUGAUUCCGAAUGCAGUUCCUUAAACAACCUAACAGUAACAGAAACAACAAUAAGGAUCCAGUUAAAUAACAACUUUACAAUAACAAGUGUAACUUUUCAAAAUAAAUCAAAGGUGGAUCUUUCCGAGAAUGAUUCAAUAUCUAACCUUUAUCCUGGUAUUCAGUAUAUUGUUCAUUUCAAUAAUCCUAAUGAAAGUUGCUGCAAAUAUAUUUUUACAAAGCCAAGUCCCGUUCAUAGUAUUCAUGCUGAAAAUAUCACCAACACAACAUUGAACUUAAGUUGGAAAAAUGAUGAUAAAAAUGCAUCCAGUUACACUUACCAAAUAGUUGUUGAUGGACCUGGUGAUUUUGUUAUUAAAAGUUCUAAUAAAUGGAGUGAGCUAAUCAGUAACUUGCAACCUGGAACGUCAUACAGAUUUAAAAUAUAUCCAGAAGUAGAUGGUGGUAAGACUAAAGGAAACCCAAAUGAAACAGUUGUUCAUACCAAACCCAGUCCAGUUUCUAGGAUCCAUGCUAACCAUCUCAAUUCCACAUCAAUAAUUCUGACUUGGAACAAUGAAGAUAUAAAUGCUCCUACCUAUAUUUACAAAAUACUUAAGAAAGAAUCUGAUUUUCAUAGUGAUAUGUUUUCUAAUACUGGAAAUAUAACACUUAGUCAUUUGCAACCUGGAACAUUAUAUAGCUUUGAAAUAGCUGCACAAAUAAAUGGGACCAAUAUUACAGGAGACACACGAAAAAUAAGUCUUAAUACAAAGCCCAGUCCAGUAUAUGAUAUUAAAGCUGAAAAUAUCACUAAUACAUCCCUGGAUUUAACAUGGAAAAAUAAUGAUACAAAUUCACCAAGUUACACUUAUCGAAUACAGAUUGAUGGACCUGAUCAUUCUGAUAAUGAAACUUCUAAUACUAUCUAUGUAUCAAUUAUUUACUUGAAACCUGGAACAUUAUACAAGUUUAAAAUAUAUGCACAACUCGAUAAUGAAACUGAAGGAGAUCCAAAUGGAAUAAAUGUUUAUACAAAGCCCAGUCCAGUUUAUGAUAUUAAAGCUGAAAACAUCACUAAUACAUCCCUGGAUUUAACAUGGAAAAAUAAUGAUACAAAUGCAUCAAAUUACAUCUACCGAAUACAUAUUGAUGGACCUUCUUCUUUUAACGUCCUUUCUAAAUUGACAUAUGUGCCAAUUUCUAACUUGGAACCUGGAAGAUUUUAUAAGUUUAAAAUAUUUGCACAAAUCAAUGGCAAUGAAACUGAAGGAGACCCAAAUGAAACAACAGUUUAUACAAGACCCAGUCCAGUGUAUGAUAUUGAAUUUGCAAAUGUCACCACCACAACUCUGGAGAUAAAGUGGAAAGAUAAUGAUACAAAUGCAUCUAAUUAUACUUAUCAAAUAUACAUUAGUGGAACUAAUUAUUUUGAGAAUAAAACUUCUAACACUCCGUAUAUGCAUGUUGAUGGCUUGGAACCAGGAACAUUAUAUGUGUUUGAAAUAUAUGCAGAAAUUGAUGGCAAUAAGGGAGAUCCAAAGGAUGCAAGUGUUUAUACAAAGCCCAGUCCAGUUUAUGAUAUUAAAGCUGAAAACAUCACUAAUACAUCCCUGGAUUUAACAUGGAAAAAUAAUGAUACAAAUGCAUCAAAUUAUACCUACCGAAUACAUAUGGAUGGACCUUCUUCUUUUAACGUCCUUUCUAAAUUGACAUAUGUGCCAAUUUCUAACUUGGAACCUGGAAGAUUAUAUAAGUUUAAAAUAUUUGCACAAAUCAAUGGCAAUGAAACUGAAGGAGACCCAAAUGAAACAACAGUUUAUACAAAACCUAGCUCAGUCUUCAACAUCAUAGUUGAAGAUGUCAGUACAACCAUGGUCAACAUAUCAUGGGAAAGUCCUGAUGCAGCUCGUUCUACAUACUCUUAUAGGAUACUGAUCAAUGGAUCAUCUGAUACAAUAUCCCCAACUACUAGCAGUGCAAUUUCAGACCUAAAUCCUGGUACUAAUUAUCAAUUCAGCAUAUAUUCCAUAGCAGCAGAUAACAAGACUGAAGGGACACCCAAGAACAAAAAUCAUUGUACAGAUCCAGCAUCAGUGGAUAGAUUUGAUUGCAAUCUGGUAGAAAAACAGCCACAAUUAAGUCUAGACUGGAGUAUUCCAAAUGGAAGUUAUGAAGGCUUCAGAAUUGAGAUCCUAAACAAUCAGAACAAGAUUUUGGAGAAAAAAAAUCAAACCAUUGUGACAGACCUGGAUUACUUUACCACUUACACCAUUACAAUUGUCACCCUUUCAUGUAAGAAAACAAGUAUUCCUCAGGAAAAAAAAUGCCGCACAAGUAUCACAGAUCCCCCACCUUUGAUCAUAUCCCCUGUUGUCAAGGCAACCAGCCACAACUCUUUCAGUGUUCAGUUCAACAGUUUUAAUUCAAGUCAUGGACCUAUAACAGCAUAUGCAGUAAUUAUUACCACCUCAGAAGGUACAGUCUCAAAUGAGGUUUUAAAGUACACAUAUAAUGAUUUCUGGAAUAAAGAAACAAGUACUUAUGUUGCAUAUAUAAAAACUGAAGAAAAACGUUCACCUUCUACAAAAAAUCAGGAUUAUGUUGUUGAAAUAGGAGAUGAAUCUACAACAUAUGGUUAUUUUAAUGGAAAAUUAGAUCCUCUUGGGUCAUACAGGGCAUGUGUUGCCGCUUUCACUAGAAUUGUAUUUGUGAAUGAGACCAUUGUCAACGCAGAGGAGAGUUAUGUCUCAUUUUCUCAUCUUUCACCAUUGGUUGGUUUACCUCAGAAUCCAGCUGUCAUCACAGGAGGUGUUGUCGGAAGCAUUUUGGUUCUGUUAGUUAUUGUUGCAAUUGUUGGAUUCAUCUUCUGGAAAAAGAAAAGGAAAGGUAGAAAUAACGAAGUGCCAUUUAGUCAAAUUGAACCUAAAAAAUCAAAAUUACUUAAAGUUGAAAAUUAUGAAUCUUAUUUUAAGAAACAAAAAGCUGACUCAAACUGUGGGUUUGCUGAAGAGUAUGAGGAUCUCAGGCCAGUUGGUGCUAAUCAGCCUAAAUUUGCUGCUGAAUUGUCAGAUAACAAAGGAAAAAAUAGAUACAACAAUGUUUUGCCUUAUGAUAUUUCGCGUGUUAAACUUUCAAUUCAAAAUCACCCAACUGAUGAUUACAUAAAUGCAAAUUAUAUGCCUGGAUAUAACUCCAAGAAAGAAUUUAUUGCAGCACAAGGUCCUUUGCCUAACACUGUGCAAGAUUUCUGGCGCAUGAUCUGGGAGAAGAAAAUUUACACCGUUGUUAUGUUGACUAAAUGUGUUGAACAAGGCCGGACAAAAUGUGAAGAGUAUUGGCCAAACAAGCAAUCCAAGAAUUAUGGAGACUUAAUGGUGGCCAUGACUUCAGAAAUUUUCUUACCCGAGUGGACAAUAAGAGAUUUCUCCAUACAGCAAAGUGAUUCACCGGAAAGUCAUCCUGUGCGUCAGUUUCACUUCACUGCCUGGCCUGAUCAUGGGGUUCCAGAAACCACAGACCUCCUCAUCAGCUUCAGGCACUUGGUGCACGAAUUCAUGAAGCAGAAGCCACAAUCUUCUCCAACCUUAGUUCAUUGCAGCGCUGGUGUCGGGAGGACAGGAACUUUCAUUGCAAUUGACCGUUUGAUACAACAGAUGGAGAUGGAGAACACAGUUGAUGUGUACGGCACUGUAUACGAUCUACGAAUGCAUCGAUCUUUAAUGGUACAAACAGAGGACCAAUAUGUCUUCCUAAACCACUGUGUUAUGGAUAUUAUUAAAUCUAAGAAAGAGAAGAAAAUGGAUCUCAUCUAUCAGAACACAGAUGCCAUGGCAAUCUAUGAGAAUUUCACACCAUCAUCACCAUACAUUGGAAGGGCAAAUGGCUACCAUGUAUAACUAGGAAGGAAUGAUCUGCUUCCCGUUUGGGCCUUUUGCAGAGGACAGAAAGAAUAUGCACUGCUUUUGUAUGACUUUAUAUAUACACAAAGACUUCAGCACCUGUUUUGAAGAUGCACGUGUUAAAUUGUCAGAGGAAACUGUGGAUUCAAUAUAGUGUUAAAAGAAAAAAAAUCUAUACUGUAUUUUGCAGAGAAUUUUUGCAUUGAGGGUUGAUAAAACAAAAUAUUAUUGGUGAAAUUAAUGUUGGCUGAAUAAUAAGAAUGAAAAAUACAGACACUUUUAAAUUAUUUUUUUAACAUGUUCAUGUUCAGACUUCCUAGGAUACUGAUUCUAUUGUUCGUGUUCCAGAAAUAUUAAUGAUAUAUUGGUCACUUUAACAUUUAAAUUCCACAGUGACUUCUCAAAUUCAUUUUAUUUAAAAUGGGAACACGUAAACCGUUUAUAAAUAGGAUAUUUUAUUAUGUAAUUGUGCCUUUCUAUUUUGCUAAAGACAAAAUAAUCAGAGAUCUAUAUUUUUGUAUUGAAAUUCUCAGAUGAUGUCUAACAUUUGAAUAUGAUUAUUUUCCAUUUUUUAAAAUCUGGAAUACCUAUGCUUAUUCUUUCCCCGUGGAAGUAGCAACCAUUCAUUUUAUGAUACUUUAUUCUGUGGAAGGUUUGUUGCAGAAUUCAUUUGCUUGAUCUUGUGAGCACAAUAACUAUCGUAUCAUAUUUUAAUUUUAUAAGAAGGACAAGGUUUUCAUAUAUGGGUAAAUUAAAAUUUAUCCAAUUUUAUUUUCAUGCAUUGAAAAUAUUUCCCACUUGUCUAAAAAAAAAUGAUGAAAGUAGUCUUUCCGUGCCCUUUGAAGAUCCUGGUUAUUCUGUUUCUGAGCACCAUUUUCUUCUUUGACCCUCAGUCUUGUGUGUCCUUAUUACCUUUUCACUUGAAUAUGUAUAAUGAUUAGAGAUUUCAUCUAUUGUCAUAAUUUGUAUGCUUAGCAAUACUUGUGAAUAGCUGAUCACAUUUGACAAUAGUAUGGGCACCGCAAAAGAAAAUGGUAUUGAGAAAUAGCAGUUGUUUAUGAAACAAAAGGAAGUCAAGCUUUUACUUUGUGAAAAUAUGCUAAUUUCUAAGUAAAAAAAAUAAGGGAUGUCCAAGUAGCCAUUGAUAUUUAUGACCUCAGGUUUAAUUGUUAGGGGUAUGCAACUAAUAAUGCAAAGAUGGAAAAGGUGUGUGAGUGGAUUGGCAACUUUAAUUUCUAAUCAAU
Molecule: messenger RNA, 5864 nt
Organism: Notechis scutatus (mainland tiger snake)
Lineage: Eukaryota; Metazoa; Chordata; Lepidosauria; Squamata; Elapidae
Gene: PTPRJ
Product: protein tyrosine phosphatase receptor type J
Biological process (GO): peptidyl-tyrosine dephosphorylation involved in inactivation of protein kinase activity
Cellular component (GO): signaling receptor complex
Molecular function (GO): protein tyrosine phosphatase activity; protein binding
Source: RefSeq, a predicted model, not a curated record